AUGUUGUCAUCAAAUGCGACAGUACUUAUUUCUAUAUGGAAUAAUGCGUCAUCAAAAAUUAAUUGUUAUUUUUCUAUUUGUUUAUUUAUAUUUGGUGUUAUUGGUAAUGCUUUAAAUACACUUGUUUUAUCUCAAAGAUCACUUCGUUCAAAUUCAUGUGCAUGGCUAUUUCUUAUUUCAUCAAUUUUUAAUCUUAUUUCGAUUUUAUCUGGCCUUCCAACAAGAAUAUUAUCUGGUUGGAUUAUUCUUCUAACUGAUCGUAUUACAUGGUUAUGUAAAACUCGAGUUUUUACACUUUUAACAUCACGAUCAAUUGCUUCAUGGCUUAUUGUUUUAGCAACAUUAGAUCGUUGGUUAUUAUCAUGUAAAAAUAUUCAUUAUAGACGUAUAAGUAAAUUAAAAAAUGCUAAACGUGGAAUGAUAUUUAUUCUUAUUAUUUCCACAAUUCUUUAUUCACCUAUUUUUUUUUGUUAUCAAGCAAAUCUUAAUAAUGCACCAUUAAAAUGUUAUAGUAAAACUAUCAAAUGUCGUGUAUAUGCUGAUCAAGUUUAUACAUUUUUUACUAUAUUAAUGCCAUUAAUAUUAAUGAUGAUAUUUGGAUUUAUAACUUUGUCAAAUAUACGUAAAAUUCAUUAUCGAGCACAAAUGUUACUUUUACCAAGAUCAAGUCAAACAACAAUAAGUACUGAACAUCGACAACGAUUAAAAUCCAUUGAUCGUCAUUUACUUGCCAUGCUUCUUAUACAAAUUAGUUUUUUAAUUUUAUUUACAUUACCACAAGUUAUAGAAAUGAUUUAUUUAACAAUAACAAGAAAUCAUUUUAAAACAUCAUCACAAAAAGAAUUAGAAAAUUCAAUAUUUACAUUUGUACUUUUAUUAACUUAUUUAGCAAGUGGAAUGCCAUUUUAUAUAUAUACACUUAGUGGUGGACGAGUAUUUCGACAAGCAUUUUUAAAAAUCAUCAGACAUAUGAUUCAACAAAUGAUAGGUCGACGAAAAUAG
Molecule: messenger RNA, 1002 nt
Organism: Rotaria sp. Silwood1
Lineage: Eukaryota; Metazoa; Rotifera; Eurotatoria; Philodinida; Philodinidae
Source: the annotation of a GenBank genome assembly